CACAAAAAUUAAUAACAAUUAAAGCACUAACUUCUACGUAAUAAAUCUUGUGAAUGUCGAUUACAUGCAUAGCGUACCUUUAAUAUCAACCCUACCAAAAAUAAGUUAGCAAAUAAAAAAAUCAGCCGUGUAAACUUCGUGCCGUAUAGCCCUGUGAGCCGCACUAGCUCCCAGCAGUACUCGCACAAAACGGUCACAAUGCUUGAUGAUGCUGAGAAUUUCGCGGAUAUUUUCCGCGGUGGACUGCCAUAUCUUCUAAUUGCACUGCCAAUUUUACUCAUCUGCUCAGCUAAUCCUGUAUUAGCAUCCAGCGAAUUCUCGGUGCAACGCAUGUCGCAGUUCGAUGUGAAUGGAGUAGCUUAUGGAUGCCGUGCGUCUGCUUUGUCCCUAGAAGCGAAAUCGCUUUAUACUUGGAGCACGGGCAGGCACUGUGUGUUGACUAAAUUACAAGAUUUGACAAUCGACCAGUUCCGCGAGAUACGCCAAAAAGCUGGUGGUUUAGUUAUACUCUUACCGAAGAACGUAAGCUCAAUGACAUUUGAUGAAAAGGAGCAUCUCAACCUGUUGGAGCAAGCUAUGCUGGCACAACCAAACUCCAUACCUAUUUACUUCUCGCCAUACAACCUGGAGUUAGAGCGUAUUAUAACAGACGUCACACGAACCAGCAGCAACAAUGUAGAAGGCAAAUCGCAGCGUAAUUCCGCUGCAUCAGAACUAUUUGCCUCGAUCUCUGCCAACGGCUAUCAGGUUAUUGUGUCUGGAGCCAGCCAUGUGGCUAGCAAGAAUAGUAGAAUUCCCAUUAUACAAGGUGAAUUAGCAACAACUACAAAAUUAAUAAAACAGGUAGACGGUGGAAAUGAGGUGAAUAACAAAUUACCGCUGAUUAUUGUUACAUCGCAUCUCAACACAUUCGGACUCUACAAUGAAUACCCAUUAAACGCUGAUGCCGCUGUAUUACUGACACUCGCAGAUUUAUUUAGCAAAAUGCAUAAUACGCCAAAUGCAAUACCUAAGUACCGGCUCUUAUUUCUACUCACAGAAUCGGGAACGCUGCUAAAUUUCCAGGGCAUUAAAAAGUGGCUUGAUGAGAAUGUACAACUUCAGAACGUUGAUUUCGUGCUUUGCUUGGAUACGAUUACUCAGGCUUUGAACGCUGACACAGGCAGUCUUUAUAUGCACGUCUCGAAACCACCUAAAGAGGGAACGGCCAUGAAUGAUUUCUUUAAACUACUUAAAACAUUGUCUGCGCAAUACUACAAUGUCACCGUAGACGGUGUGCACAAGAAAAUUAAUUUAGCCGAUCAGCAACUAGCCUGGGAGCAUGAACGUUUUAGCAUGAAGCGUUUACCUGCCUUCACAAUAUCCGCACUGAAAUCCCCUAAAGAACCAAUACGUUAUACUAUUUUUAAAGAUUCAGAUGCGCACAUCAUUGCGCAAACGCAGCAGCAUGCCAAAAUUAUCGCUGAAUCCUUGGCGCAUUAUAUUUAUGGCAUACAGGAGCCAAAUGAGAUAUUUGCUAAUGAAUUGCAAAUUAGCCAAAACCUUAUCAAAUGUUACCUGCAGUUAAAAUCCGCGCUACACAAUAACGACCUGAGAAACGCCUUCGAAAAGUACCUAAAGAAUGUGAAAAUCAUGUAUGAUAAGCCUGAUACACGUGAUCCAGACUUUAUGUUCUACGAUGGUCAAGAAGCGCGUCUAAAUGUAUAUCACGUAAAGCCUGCCGUAUUUGAUCUCUUUCUAACUAUACUCAUUUGCGCGUAUUUGGCAUCAGUAUACUUUGUCAUACAAUAUUUCCCGACAUUAUACGAUACAGUUUGCAAAAUGACCAAAGCGCCCGCGCAACCGGCGCAAACGAAUUCUAACAAUACAAAGUCAAAAGUAUAUUAAAUAAUACUUAAAUUCAAUUAUUUAAAGAUAUGUAUCCAAAUAUGUAAAGAGACGUUUUCUUGUACGUGCGUAUAAGGCAAAUGAGAAAUUGCAACCAAAAAGUUGUGUAUAGUAUAGAAAAAGAUGUACUUUUGUAAAACGAGACUCGCGUAAGAUAAGUGCUAAAAUCUGUAAUUCAUUUAUUGUUGAAUACGUGAUUUGAAAUAGAAAGGGGAAAGGUUGUUAGGAUUAAAAUAAAACGGCUAAGCGGGAAUGCUAACUUGGUUGAAAGGGCUGGACAACGCGAACAAGCUUGAUGGUGAGAAAGGCAUAAUAUCUACUUAAAUUCCAUGUAAGAAAUUGUGUUGUGUUGCCUGCGUACGCGGCUUCGUUAAUACUUCUAUAUCAAUUGAGUGAAUUGAUGGAUAUCAUUUCGGGAAUUGAAACAUCCAUACAAUGCAUUUGGCACACACUUUCAAACCCACCAACGCAUUUACUCCAUUCAUCCUUACACACACACACACUACGCAUCUGCAUUUAUGGGCUAGAUGAUUUUAUGCGUUGAACAAUUUGGGCAACAGUUACAGCAAGCGUAGCAGCAGAACCGAAAGCAAUAUUUAUUAAUAAUACUUUAAAAAAGAAAUUACAACAAUAAUUAAAGAAUAAUAGUAGCCAAAUAUUGUUUUUUCCUUUUCAAAUUGUUUUAUUUUAAAAUUAUCUUUAAAUAGCUUCAAUUAGUAAACACUAGCGCCGCUAAUGGUUAAAUUGUUCUUAUUUUUACAUUGACUACUUUAAACAGAAGUAACUGAA
Messenger RNA from Anastrepha ludens (Mexican fruit fly), 2676 nucleotides. RefSeq names its product BOS complex subunit NCLN. Gene Ontology annotation, cellular component: endoplasmic reticulum membrane. Gene Ontology annotation, biological process: regulation of signal transduction. Lineage: Eukaryota; Metazoa; Arthropoda; Insecta; Diptera; Tephritidae. The transcript is spliced from 8 exons. The coding region runs from base 199 to 1887 and encodes 562 amino acids. The record is from RefSeq and is a predicted model, not a curated record.